Messenger RNA from Drosophila biarmipes, 766 nucleotides. RefSeq names its product adenylate kinase isoenzyme 6 homolog (gene Ak6). NCBI's taxonomy places the organism in Eukaryota, Metazoa, Arthropoda, Insecta, Diptera, Drosophilidae. The transcript is spliced from 3 exons. Gene Ontology annotation, cellular component: nucleus; cytoplasm. The coding region runs from base 141 to 668 and encodes 175 amino acids. Gene Ontology annotation, molecular function: AMP kinase activity; ATP hydrolysis activity; ATP binding. The record is from RefSeq and is a predicted model, not a curated record.
GCAGCUCAAUGCCUAGCUAAAGAAAUAAACAAUUCAACUGCCCUCACGUGUUGGCCUUUAAAAAACAAAAUAAGAUUAUUAACUAUAUUUGAGCUAUUUGGAAUCUUUACAAAAUCAUAAUCUACCGUUAAUUAAUUGAGAUGACGGAACUAUCGUCAGAUGCCAAGCCGAACAUACUAAUAACCGGGACUCCUGGGGCAGGAAAAUCGUAUUUAUGCGAGCGUCUGGCCUCCCAACUGAAGUUCGAGUGGCUGGACUGCUCUAAAAUCGCCAAGGAAAACGAUUUUGUGGAGGAAUAUGACGAGGAGUACGACUGUCCCAUCCUGGACGAGGAAAAACUGAUGGAUCACUUGGAGCCUAUCAUGGCCAAGGGCGGUAACAUCGUUGAAUACCAUGGCUGUGAUUUCUUCCCGGAGCGCUGGUUCCAAGCCGUCUUCGUGGUCACCUGCCCCAAUACAACGCUCUACGAUCGUCUGAAGGACCGCAGCUAUAACGAGAAGAAGCUCACCUCGAACAUUCAGUGCGAAAUCUUUGGGACCAUUCUGGAAGAGGCCCGCGACUCCUACAAGCCAGAUAUAGUAUUUCAACUCAAGGGCGAAACAAAGGCAGAUGCCCAUCAAAGUCUGAAAACUGUGAAAAACUGGUAUCGUAUGUGGAAAAGAAAAUAAAUGUGUGAUUAGUUAGUAUCUUAUAAUCUUAUGUAUAAAAGCUUCAACACUGGGACACAAUGAAGAGAGUGUAUAAAAUCGUAAUCUUAAAUCUACAA